Molecule: messenger RNA, 393 nt
Organism: Trichobilharzia szidati
Lineage: Eukaryota; Metazoa; Platyhelminthes; Trematoda; Strigeidida; Schistosomatidae
Source: the annotation of a GenBank genome assembly
AUGUCUAACCGCGUAUCUUUCAACGUAUCAAUCCACUCAUCAAUCCACGUAUCUAUUAACGCGUCUAACCCUGCAAAAUAUCCACGUAUCUAUUCACAUUUCAAACCACGUAUCAAUCCACGCAUCAAUCCAUGUAUCUGCCCACGGUUCCCUGCACGUAUCUAUCCACAUAUCCAAAGACGUAUCUAUCCAGGUAUCCAACCACGUAUGUAUCCACGUAUCUAUCCAGGUAUCCAGCCACGUAUCAAUCCACGUAUCCAAAGACGUAUCUUUCCACAUAUCAAUCCAUAUAUUUAUCGACGCAUCCAUCCACGUAUAUAUCAACGUAUCUAUCCACGAAUCUAUCCACGUAUCUAUUCACUUCUCAAUCCAGGUAGCAAUCCACGUGUCUAA